CCAACCAACUUGACGGUAUGGGAGUGGGCUUUUGAAGAUGACAAGUACUCGCCGUUAUACAACUACCCGCCCGGGGAGAUAGCUGGCUUUACCAACGCCGUCACUCAGGAGCGGCUGGACUUUUUCCAAGUCAAGGAGUAUUCGACUCACCUAUGCACUGCCUUGGUCAAGGUAUAUGGCUUGCAAGAGACGGACACUGUGUCUUUGUUUAGCCAGAAUACCAUAUGGUACCCAGUAGCAAUGUUCGCCGUCCUCAGAGCAGGCGGAAGAGUCAAUGGUGCAUCUCCUGCGUACAAUGUCAACGAGAUGGCAAGUGCUCUCAAGACAGCGCAAUCCAAAUACAUCAUGACAGUACCCAGUUCUAUCGAGGUUGCCUGUGACGCUGCCAAUGAAGCCGGAAUACCCCAGGAGCAUAUCUUCUUGUUAGAAGGAGAGCUUGAGGGGUAUACGACCAUGAAACAGCUGUUAGAGAUCGGCAAGAGCUAUGGCAAAGACGGACAAAAUCCCGCCUAUCGCAUCCCAAAUGGAUCAACGAAUAAUGUUUGUGGUUUUCUGAAUUUUAGCAGCGGAACCACUGGUCUACCGAAAGCUGUGAUGCUAUCUCACAAGAAUGUCAUCGCCCAGUGUCAUCAGUUGAAGGGUGUAUCAGGACCUGGCAAGAAGAGGUACUUGGCCAGCCUGCCUUUGUUUCACAUCAGCGGACUAGUCCGAUUUCUCAACUGGCCCUUAGCUAGCAACAGCGAAUGCAUCAUGCUUCCACAAUUCACCAUCAAAACUUUCCUCGAUGCCAUCGUCAAGUACCAGAUUACGGACCUCACACUUGUGCCAACAAUUGUAAUACGACUUGUACGCGACCCUAUCGUUGAGAAGUACGAUCUGUCCUGCGUACAGCUCAUUGCGUGUGGUGCAGCUCCCCUGGCAUCAGAAGUCACCAAGUUGCUUGAGAAGAUGCUCCCCAAAGUAGGAUUUAGACAGAGCUACGGUAUGACGGAGUCAUGUUGUUGUCUCACAACUCACCCGCCCGAGUUCUACAGCUACAAAUAUGCCAAUAGUGGGGGGAUGCUUCUGGGCUCGACGGUGGUAAAGAUCAUUGAUGUCGAUACUGGUAAGGAGCUAGGGCCGGGUGGAACAGGAGAGAUCCUAGCCAAGGGCCCCCAGAUUGCCAUGGGAUAUCUCGCGAACCCAAAAGAAACAACCGAGGCAUUUGGCACGGACGGAUUUCUGCGCACCGGGGAUGUUGGCAUGAUCGACGACCAGGGCUUCAUCCACAUCGUGGAUCGAAUCAAGGAGAUGAUCAAGGUCAAAGGGCAGCAGGUAGCCCCGGCUGAUCUGGAAAAUCUUCUACUGGGUCAUCCUCUUGUGAACGAUUGCGCGGUGCUGGGCAUACCCGACGAUUACAGUGCCGAGCGGCCCAAAGCAUAUGUCGUGCUGAGGCCCAAGGCGGGCAAACCCAGUGACGUCCUUGGGAGGGAAUUGAUGCAAUACGUGAAGGAAAACCGAGUGCGGUAUAAAUGGAUCAAGGAGAUUGAGUUUGUCACCGAGAUCCCCAAGAAUCCAAGUGGCAAAAUCCUCAGACGAGUGAUGUCCCGGGCUAUUUUAUAUACAUGUAUUCUAGGCACUGCAGUCCAUGGCAUCACGAACUUGACCCCGUUUACAAUAUUGUUCUUCAUUGCAGAUCGCAAUAUCCAAGGCGCUCAAGAAGUUGCCAAACAGCUAAAUAAAAACGGCCAAGUCGCCUGGGCAGUCCAGGUUGAUGUAGCGGACUGGGAGUCCCAGAAGAAAGGGUUUGAAGCUGCCGUCAAGGAAUUUAGCCGCAUAGAUUACGUCUUCCCCGUCGCUGGAAUUCCAGAGUCAUCCUGGCUUCCCAAUCGACCAAAUGCAACUACUUUUGAGAAGCCCAACCUCGCUGUUUUUGACGUCAACGGGACGGGAGCUCUCUACUCCUGCGCAUUGGCGAUCCAGCAAUUUCGCCGCCAGACGCCAAACAAGUAUGGUUAUCGUGGAAAGGUCGUGCCAGUUGCCUCUGGGUGCGGCUUCUACUAUAUUACAACCCUCCCGAUUUACACCGCCUCGAAGCAUGCCAUCGUCGGUUUCGUUCGUUCCUUCGGCAAGCACUUGCCGGAGGAGAAGAUUACGCUGAAUGCCAUCUGCCCCAAUAUCGUCAAGACCAGCAUCUCGACAGGGGAUUUCUAUGAUCGAGCCGGCGAAAAAGGCCUUCUCAUUACUGAGGACUCUCUAUUAGCGGCCUUUGAGUCUCUAUUGGGUGCAAGCGAUAUCUCUGGUGAAGCCAUCGAGGUUCUCCCAGGCGAUGGCGGGUGGAGGAUUAAGGAGAUUCCCGAGUACACCAACGAAAAGUGCAGGAUGAGUGUUGAAAUGACGCGGGACCGGUCGCACAGAUCGCAUAAAUUCCACGAGCCUGUCGCGGAGUGA
Ilyonectria robusta is the source of this 2430-nucleotide messenger RNA. RefSeq lists its product as uncharacterized. The record is from RefSeq and is a predicted model, not a curated record. Gene Ontology annotation, molecular function: CoA-ligase activity; oxidoreductase activity. The transcript is spliced from 8 exons. Lineage: Eukaryota; Fungi; Ascomycota; Sordariomycetes; Hypocreales; Nectriaceae. The annotation marks the transcript as partial.